GGAGGUGCCGCAGAUUUGCUCAGGGAACAGACAGGAACACUAACGAAGAACAUGGAGGUCAGAGAGAAGGCCAAAAUCGUAAUUACAGUAGCCUCUCUUGUCGCGGUGACGGUUCUGUUCGUGACGGAAUAUCGCCGGCGCCGUCACCGGAGGAAGAAGACAUCUCAUCUAAGCUCUUGUUAUCUGCAUUCCGAGCUGAAGCCGCAGUUCGGUUUCAAACGCGUACUUGCAGAUAACUCUUACUCUGAAUUCAAACACUUGAAGCUCGAUGAUGCGUCUUCCUCCUUAGAGAAAGCUUCGAACUGUCAUCCGUAUGAAGCUGAGAUAACUGUUCUAUUAGAGAAUAUUCAGAUUGAAUUUGGAUUUUUGAGGGGAGAGUGUUCAUUGGAAAUGAGUGAUUCGUAUGUGUGGGUUGAGAGGGAGUCACAGUUAAAGGAACUUGCGGAAAUAUUGGCAAAAGAAAAGGUUUUUGCAGUUGAUACUGAGCAACAUAGUUUUCGGUCGUUUCUUGGUUUCACUGCUCUAAUUCAGAUCUCUACACACGAGGAAGACUUUUUGGUGGACACAAUUGCAUUACAUGAUGCAAUGAAUAUCCUUCGUCCUGUUUUCUCUGAUCCUAAUAUUUGUAAGGUAUUUCACGGGGCUGACAACGAUGUUCUCUGGCUUCAAAGAGACUUCCAUAUCUAUGUUGUUAAUAUGUUUGAUACUGCCAAGGCAUGUGAGGUCUUGUCAAAGCCUCAAAGAUCACUGGCAUAUUUACUUGAGGCAGUAUGUGGAGUGGCUACUAACAAAUCGCUACAGCGUGAAGAUUGGAGACAGCGUCCUCUGUCCAAAGAGAUGGUGCAAUAUGCCAGAACAGAUGCACACUAUCUGCUCUAUAUUGCAGAUACUUUGACUGCUGAACUCAUACAACUAGCCACUGAAGAUUCAUCUAGCCCCGAUGACAAAUUCCAUUUUCUUCUCGAGGCUAGUAGGCGGUCAAACAUGACAUGUUUGCAAUUGUACACCAAAGAAACCGAAGAUUUUCCUGGGAGUGCUGUUGCUUCCUCAAUAAUUUAUCGGCAUUUAAACGGACACGGAGAUAAUUCUACCAUCUCGGUGAACUCUGAAUUUCAGGAGCUUGUUAGGAAACUUUGUGCAUGGAGAGACUUAAUGGCACGGAUCCAUGAUGAAAGCACACGAUAUGUGUUGUCUGACCAAGCUAUCGUUUCUCUUGCAUGUAAGCAGCCAACUAAAACCGAAGAGAUAUAUGAUACAAUAGCUCAUACUGAUUUGGCUUCUGAGUCUUCUCCGAGCUUCAUUAGGUCCUCAGUUCAGUCUCCAUAUCCGGUUAUUUGUAGUCAUUUGGAUGACAUAUAUCAAAUGAUUCUGAACAAGUUGGCUAAGCUGGAUGAAAUCUUACCGGUGGUUCUUAAGAACUGCUUGGGCACAAAUGGAACAUGUCCAAUAUCUGUCUUCAACUAUUCCCUUUUGGUAAACUUCAAGACAAAGCUAAGUAGCCGCUCUGCUCCCAAGAAAAAUGGACAUAAGAACUUCAAGCAAUUCACUCGGUUGGCCUCACGAGAGCUUUUUGUCAAGAAAUUUUCCUGCAAGGCACCGGUUUAUCACAAUUGUAGAAUAUACGCAAAUGAUGGACGAUUGCUAUGUUAUUGUGAUAAAAGAAAACUUGAAUGGUAUCUGAAUCGUGGACUUGCAAAGCUAGUCGAAGAAAAUCCACCUGCGAUAAUGCUUUUGUUUGAGCCUAAAGGACGUCCAGAAGAUGAGGGGAAUGAUUUUUAUAUCCAGACCAAGAAGAACAUAUGCGUUGGGUGUGGGGAAGGGAAACACUAUCUGCGUUACCGGAUAAUACCUUCUUGCUAUAGAGUUCAUUUUCCUGAGCACCUAAAAACUCACAGAUCUCAUGAUAUUGUUCUACUUUGUGUGGAUUGUCAUGAAGUUGCACAUGCUGCUGCAGAGAGAUAUAAGAAACAAAUUGCUACAGAAUUUGGAAUUCCUCUUUUUGUUCGUAGAGUACUUGAUUCAAAAGAAGCACAAGGAACAUCUUCUUCGAUGGAGGAUGAAUCAAUGAUCAACUCUGAGGAUGCAGGUGUCUCUCCUUUACAUCUUAGAUCAGCUGCAAUGGCUCUUUUGCGACAUGGGAACAGAAUGCCAUCAAGUCGUCGUGAGGAAUUGUUGCAGAUUGUCAAGAUGUAUUACGGUGGAAGGGACAUAUGUGAUGAAGAUUUGGAAAGAGCUUUACUCAUCGGAUUGAGCCCGCACGAGAGACGAAAACUGGAAAGAAAGAAAGGGGUCUCCCUCAAAAAUUCUGCAGAGGCUACUCGUAUGGACAAACAAGAAAAUGGUAAAAAAGAUAAUGAUUCUUUGUACAUCCACAAUCCUGAUGCAUCUUUAGAUGAAAACAAUGAUGAGGAGGCUCCUGCAAAUUGUGCGAAAAUUAUGAAUGUAGAAAGGAUCACAGUUACUGAUGAUAGUGGUGAUGGUGGUACAAGUGAAGGAGAUGGAGCUACAGAGCUAAAUGAUACUCAAUGUAAUGGAAAUAUGUUGCACCAGCAGAACUCCAAACUGUCUUUGCUAGGACAUGGACCACACGGGAAACAAAUUGUAGAGUAUCUUUUAAGGGAAUAUGGAGAAGAUGGUGUACGAGAUUUCUGUCAAAGGUGGAGAAAAGUGUUUGUUGAUGCUGUUCAUCCUCGCCAUUUACCUGGUGGUUGGAAUGUUAGUCACAGGGUUUGAUUUUUGUUUUGCCAGUGGCCGAAGAGAUUUUGGCGAAUUCAGCGUUUACAACCCUACAAAGAGACUCUCUACCGAGUAGCUUGAGCAUUGAAAAUCUAUUUCUGCUUCGUUAAUUUUGGACUGUUUGUUAUCCAGGAAACGAGUCUGGAUUGGUCUAUUUUGUAAUUCCCCAGCCGUAUCAGUGGUUCGUUGUAUUCUUCUGUAGACCUCUGUACUACGAAGCAAUUUUGGACUGUUUGUUAUCCAGGAAACAAGUCUGGAUUGUUUAGUUUAUUUUGUAAUUCCCCAGCCGCAUUAGUGGUUUGUUGUAGACCUAUGUACUGUCUUUAAACGAUAACAAAACUUUGCUUUA
Molecule: messenger RNA, 3085 nt
Organism: Capsella rubella
Lineage: Eukaryota; Viridiplantae; Streptophyta; Magnoliopsida; Brassicales; Brassicaceae
Product: protein RRP6-like 3
Exons: 13
Coding region: 52-2733 (893 amino acids)
Biological process (GO): poly(A)-dependent snoRNA 3'-end processing; nuclear polyadenylation-dependent snoRNA catabolic process; nuclear polyadenylation-dependent rRNA catabolic process
Cellular component (GO): nucleolus; nuclear exosome (RNase complex)
Molecular function (GO): nucleic acid binding; 3'-5'-RNA exonuclease activity; nucleotide binding
Source: RefSeq, a predicted model, not a curated record